CUGUAAGCCCUAGUGUUGGGCAAAGGCAUCCAAAAUAGCGCUGGCCGCUCAGCCGUCGCUGCUUAUUUCCUCUCCAUUUAAGCGCCUGCCCGUGCCCUAACCGCGCCGCCGCCGGUCGCAACGCCUUCCGUGGGUGCCGGACCCCAUCUCCACCAACGCGCGGCGCUUUUGCGCGCGCGGGGCAGCCCCUGUUGAUACAUCCAGGCCGGGGCUAACGCCACCCCAAAAAGGCCCCGCCGCCGCGCCGCCGCCGCCGCCGCGGGCCAGAAGAGACGCCGCCGGACCUCCGCCGUCAUACGCACCUUCGAACGCGCCGCCCCGCCGCAGGUAAAAGUAACUUAAGCAACCAUGCGCGAGAUCGUCCACAUCCAGGGCGGCCAGUGCGGCAACCAGAUCGGCGCCAAGUUCUGGGAGGUCAUCUCCGACGAGCACGGCGUCGACCCGACGGGCACGUACCACGGCGACUCGGACCUCCAGCUCGAGCGCAUCAACGUCUACUACAACGAGGCGACGGGCGGCCGCUACGUGCCGCGCGCCAUCCUCAUGGACCUCGAGCCCGGCACGAUGGAUUCCGUCCGCGCGGGCCCCUUCGGCCAGCUCUUCCGCCCGGACAACUUCGUCUUCGGCCAGACGGGCGCGGGCAACAACUGGGCCAAGGGCCACUACACGGAGGGCGCCGAGCUCAUCGACUCGGUCCUCGACGUCGUGCGCAAGGAGGCCGAGUCCGACUGCCUCCGGGGCUUCCAGCUCGUCCACUCCAUGGGCGGCGGCACGGGCGCCGGCAUGGGCACGCUCCUCAUCUCCAAGAUCCGCGAGGAGUACCCCGACCGCGUCAUGUCGACGUACUCCGUGAUCCCGUCGCCCAAGGUGUCGGACACGGUCGUCGAGCCCUACAACGCGACGCUCUCGGUGCACCAGCUCGUCGAGAACUCGGACCAGUGCUUCACGCUCGACAACGAGGCGCUCUACGACAUCUGCUUCCGCACGCUCAAGCUCACGACGCCGACGUACGGUGACCUAAACCACCUCAUCGCGGCGGCGGUCUGCGGCACGACGUGCUCGCUCCGCUUCCCGGGCCAGCUCAACUGCGACCUCCGCAAGCUCGCGGUCAACAUGGUCCCGUUCCCCCGGCUCCACUUCUUCAUGGUCGGCUUCGCGCCGCUCACGUCGCGCGGCUCGCAGCAGUACCGCGCGCUCACGGUGCCGGAGCUCACGCAGCAGCAGUUCGACGCCAAGAACAUGAUGUGCGCCGCCGACCCGCGCCACGGCCGCUACCUCACCUGCUCCUGCCUCUUCCGCGGCCGCAUGUCCACGAAGGAGGUCGACGAGCAGAUGCUCAACGUCGUCAACAAGAACUCGUCGUACUUCGUCGAGUGGAUCCCGAACAACGUCAAGUCGGCCAUUUGCGACAUCCCCCCGAAGGGCCUCAAGAUGGCGACGACGUUCAUCGGCAACACGACGGCCGUCCAGGAGACGUGGAAGCGCGUCGCCGAGCAGUUCACGGCCAUGUUCCGCCGCAAGGCGUUCCUCCACUGGUACACGGGCGAGGGCAUGGACGAGAUGGAGUUCACCGAGGCCGAGUCCAACAUGAACGACCUCGUGUCCGAGUACCAGCAGUACCAGGACGCGACCGCCGAGGAGGAGGGCGAGUUCGACGAGGACGAGGAGGGCGACGACAUGAUGUAAGCGGCGCGCUGACAUCCCGCCGCGGCCGCUGCGGCGCGGCAAAGCCGGCCCCCGGGCCCCCGGGGCACGGGCCGUAUCCCCCCCGCCGGGCGCGACCCCGCGACCGGCGACACCCUGUUAACUUCUUCCUCUCGGAAA
Molecule: messenger RNA, 1824 nt
Organism: Pelagomonas calceolata
Lineage: Eukaryota; Pelagophyceae; Pelagomonadales; Pelagomonadaceae
Source: the annotation of a GenBank genome assembly